GGGGGAGGGGAGGGGAGGGCUCGCUCACUCACACGGUACGGUGUGUUCCCCGCCGCUGCCGCACUCACCGGCUGUAAGGGGAGGGGGGGGCAGUUUGUGGAGUAAGGGACGGAGGGAGGGAGAGAGAGAGAGAGCGAGCUUUGUGGGAGAACAAUGCACGCGAGCGCCAGCGCCCUGCGGACCCUCAUCAAGGGGGGCCGGGUGGUCAACGACGACUGCACCCAGGAGGCGGACGUCUACAUCGAGAACGGCGUCGUCCAGCUCGUCGGCCGGGAGCUCAUGAUCCCCGGCGGGGCCAAAGUCAUCGACGCCACCGGCAAGCUGGUCAUGCCGGGCGGCAUCGACACCAGCACCCACUUCCAGGAGACCUUCAUGAACGCCACCUCGGUGGAUGACUACUACCACGGCACCAAGGCAGCUCUGGUUGGAGGAACAACAACAAUAAUUGGUUAUGCAUUACCAGAUAAAGAGAAUUCACUUCUGGAAGCAUUUAAAAAGUGUCGAGAUCUAGCAGAUCCUAAGGUCUGCUGUGACUACUGUCUUCAUGUUGGUGUAACUUGGUGGGGGCCACAGGUGCAAUUUGAAAUGGAAGAACUAGUGAGGGAGCAUGGAGUGAAUUCAUUCCAGACUUACAUGACCUAUAAGGAUCAAUACAUGCUGCGGGAUAAUGAACUUUACCAAGCUUUUCGUGCAUGUAAAAGUCUUGGUGCCAUACCUUGUGUGCAUGCUGAAAAUGGAGAGCUAGUAGCAGAGGGUGCAAAAGAAGCUCUUGAAUUGGGAAUCACUGGGCCUGAGGGAUUGGACAUCAGCAGACCUGAGGAGCUUGAGGCGGAAGCAACACAUCGUGCCAUCACAAUUGCCAAUAGAACCCAUUGUCCAUUAUAUUUGGUUAAUGUCUCAAGCAAAUCUGCAGGUGAUGUUAUUGCUUCUGCAAAAAUGCAAGGCAAAAUUAUAUAUGGGGAAACAACACUAGCACACACAACUCUCAAUGGAUCAAGCUAUUACCAUCCGGACUGGUCUCACGCUGCUGCUCAUGUUACUGCACCUCCUCUCCGACUGGAUGCUAGCACUCCCAACUACCUCAUGAGUCUGCUAGCCAAUGAUACCAUUAAUGUCGUUGCUUCGGAUCACCGUCCAUUUACUAUCAAGCAAAAAGCUAUAGGGAAAGAGGAUUUUACUAAAAUUCCUCAUGGUGUUACUGGAGUGCAGGACAGAAUGACUGUUAUCUGGGAGAAAGGAGUGGUCGGUGGCAAAAUGGAUGAAAACUGUUUUGUUGCUGUGACUAGUUCAAAUGCUGCAAAGAUUUUCAAUCUGUACCCUAAGAAAGGAAGAAUUGUUCCAGGAGCUGACGCUGACAUUGUUGUGUGGGAUCCAGAAGCUACAAGAACAAUAUCCGUGAGCACUCAAGUACAGGGUGGUGAUGUGAACCUUCAUGAGAACGUACGAUGUCAUGGUGUUCCCCUGGUGACAAUCAGUCGUGGGCGAGUUGUCUAUGAAGAUGGAAUUUUUACUUGUGCUGAGGGGACAGGAAAAUUCUGUCCACUUCGACCAUUUUCGGAAUUUGUAUACAAGAAGCUGAUCCAGAGAGAAAAGAAUUUGACUGCAAAGGCUGUGGAUCGUGCUCCAUACGUAGGUGAUGUGGCGAUGGUGCUUAAUGUAGGAAAAGAAACCCCAGCUCAUCCAGACGUCCAAUUCCGUUCUGUGACACGUCACAGUGGAGUGAGGGAUUUGCACGAGUCCAGCUUCAGUUUAUCUGGAUCUCAAGUUGAUGAUCAUCUGCCAAAACGACCUGUAUCUAGAGUUUUGGCUCCACCUGGUGGGCAUUCUAAUGGCAUCUGGUAAAACGUGUGUCUCAGUGCUGUCAAGUCUUACGAUCAAAAGUGAAAGCAGAAUAUGAAUGACUUAGACCCAUGACACGCUGGAAUUUACUUCAUAAGCCUCAGUAACACCAUAUCUAUAUCAUGUGAAUGAACACAGCUUUUAGUUAUUUUAAGAUUUUUGUAAGACGUUUGAGAAUGUUACAUCACUACCAUAAGAAGUUGGUCAUAGAUGAAAGAAGACUAUUAUGAAAAUUGUAGAUCCAUUACUAUAGAUUUUGUGUUAGGCUCUGCUGCUAUAAGUGCAGAAUCUUUAUAAUUCUGCUACAAUAAAUUGUACACAAGUGAGUGAAAUGUAUUGUAGUCUGUGCAUGAUGCAAUCUGACUUCAUACACCCUAAAAAUAAGAAACUCAGCAUUUAAAACUAACAAUAACUGGUGUAUUCUAUUACUUUUACUUUGUGAUGAUUUUGGGAAUUUUCACUGUGUAGAAUCUUGAAAACAGCCUAGGAAAAGUUUGAAAAAUUGGAGCAAAUCCAACUAAAUUAGUACAAGUUGCAAAUUGUUUACCACAUAAGUACAUGUCACCAAUGAGCUGUGGAUUAUCACCACUUAGUUUAUUUAGGAUAAAUUACCAUCCUUGGUGUGAAGACUUGCUGAAAUACAUUGUCUAUGGUCUUUUGAGGAAUUUAGAAUGUGAUCAUAUCAGAGUUUUCUUCUUUCCAUUACUGGUCUUUUGAAGAAUUUUCCAUUUUUCUGUGUAAAAUCAAAGGAACAAUUUUUUUCCUGUUCUUUGGAGGACUGUUGUACAUCAGCCAAACAGUCCUCCCAGUCCAAUUUAUAUGUCACUAAUAAAUCUAAUCAGGAAAACUAUCUUUACUUUGAGCGAUGAGAAAAUGGAAUUUGUUACCACAUGGAAUGUUUGACAUGAAUAGCAUGUGCUUGAAUGUGAAAGUAAUGGAAGAAUCUGUUCAGUUUGACAUGAAGUAGACUAGAAGGAGUCUCACAUAGAGCGCAACUGCUCGUGUGGAUCUAGCUACCGGGCUUACUAACUAGUCAUUUGCUGUAAAAUGUCUGUAACCAAAGUCCCUAAAUACAUCAGUGUGGCUUCCAUGUCUGUUGUGAUGUUUUGUAUAGCAUACAAGUUCCUCAGAAGUAUUUGCACUGAGAAUUAGUCUUUGAUCUUCAUAAGAUGUAGUUAGUGUGCUUGUGCUAAUGUGUUAGGAAAUAUUGGGUCCUAUGUGUUAGUGUUACUAAUUCAAAAGUUCUGCAAAAUACAAAAUUAUUUAAGUCCUUUAAUAUGUAUGUAUGCCUUUUUAGAAAUGAUGUUUCACUGGCUAAAGUUUUUUUUAAUUUGACAAUUGGAAGUUUCAAGCAAUGUGAAUUAUUUUCACCCAAAAUUUCAAUUUCUAAAUAAAUUGGUGUCCCAUCUUGUAACUAUACAAACCCAAAGAUAGUUGUAAACAAGUAUGAUAUUAUGAACAAAGAGGAUAGAUAAAUUUAUCAUAUUUGUGAAUAAAGUUGAUGCAACUCUUAAGGGUGAGAUUUUCUGAAGUGCACAGAUUAAUGAGUCGAAUGAACCAACUGGAAGUACUUCAAUUAAAACACCCAUAAUUAUACAAAACUUGGCAAUUACUAAGCAUUUAUGGCAUUAAAAAUGUUGCUUAUAUCUUGCUAUUUUUGGCUCUUCCAGACCCAUCUCCCCCAAUUACUAUUUUCAGGAUGUGUGCAGCUGAUUCUUAAUUUAAUGCAGUAAAAGGAUAUAUACAACAGCUAGUUAUUUUAAACAGUACUCUAAGUUUGAAUUCACCUCAAGUAUAAGUAUUUGAAAAACUGACACAAAUAUUGCAAAAUUUCAGACAUUCUUUGCAUAUAGUCUUGAUAAAGUAAUGCACAGAUUUUCUUUGAUAUUUACUUCUAAAAUUAAUUUCCAGUCUCACCCGAUAUUUACUUGACUAUUCAGAUCGAUAUUUCAGUUUACAGUUGACUGGAUAGUGACUAGAGAUGGCAUAAGGAUCAAUAUUCUAGUUUUCAGCUUCUCUAAUAGCUGGCUGUGACUAUUAUGAAGGAAUUUUAUAGCUUUACAAGAAUCUAUGCUUUUGGCACCCAGCAUUCCUAAAGCAUGCAAUGCUUUGAAAGCAAGAUUGUUAAGUUCUAUUUCUGUUAAAAGUAAAAGAUUUUUUGUUAAUAGCCAAUCAGAGAUCAAUUCUAUCAACCUUUCCCUAGUGUCUUAAAGAUACUGUAUUAGAAUAUUUUAUUCUCUAUAGGAUGCAGUGUAACCAGAUCUCUGAAGAAAUUUCAAUUAUAAUAUCUUGUAUUUAAAUAAAAAAAUCAAACCAUAACUUUCAAAAGUAAAACUAAUUUCUCGAUUAUGUAGAAAACCCUGUUUUGAAAUCCUGGAAACACAGGAAGACCUUUCAAAAUUCAUGUUUUUUUUUAAAAUGCAUCCCAUGUGAUGAUGUUUUCCUACGGGCUUUGCCAAAGUAAGGAUUGUGACAAAUGGAUGUUCAAAAUAUUUCUAAUAACUAAUACUUUAGGGACUUUGGUUGGUAAGUUGAUCUCAAAUUUUGUUAACAUUUAGGAUAAUUGUACCCACAAAUACACAAUUAUAACUUAAUCAAGACAUGAAGCUUUGACUUAAGCUUUAUUUAAUCUUUGAGGGGCUUUUGUUUUUCCUGAAAUUUUGUUACUUUUUUUCCAAAAUGAUAUAUUUUUUCCAAGUCAAUGAAGGACCCUAUAAAGCUUCUGAUCUGUUCCUUACUCUAGCUACUCAAACAUAACAGAUUGUGAACAAAGUUCUUGUGUAAUUUAUUAAUGCAUUAGAUUGAAUGUCUAAGAUAAAGUUUGGUAGCUAAUAUUGACUAAGUCCAUUGUGACACUGUGUUUUAUUGGCACUUGUAGUGUGUCCUGUGAUUGUAUGUGCGUUGUCUGUAAUGGGCAACUGUAAAUAUCAUAACAUAAUGACAAAUUUCAAUGUUGGCGAGAUGUUAUUGGACAUUUGCAAAUCAUAAUUGGAUCUUAAAGUGAGGCUGCAUAAGCAUUGAAAUAUUUUAAUUGUGGCAUUGAAAUGCAUUAGUCAUUGUGUUGAUGGUCAUAGUUUUAGUGCAUUGCUGGUCUCUGUGUUCAAAAAAAAGCCUGCAAGUCUAUGACGUGCCCACUUGAUGGAAGGGAAUGUAUUUUUAUACAGGCCUCACUUUUGUUUGCUACUGACUAGCAAUUGAUUUAUAUAAUGGGGGAGGAAGGACAGAGAAACAGUCAUUGUUUGCUUUAAUUCAAAUUUAAAUUAGGCCAGUGGUACUUUUGAGUGCGCAGAUGAAACAAUUACAAACACUAAAAGUGCACAAUUUUAUUUUAACCUUAAUAAUACUGUGAAUUGUUCUUAGAAAUAUACUGGAUCAGAAAAGAUUGUUAAGUCCACUUAUUCAGUUUCAGUGUUCUGAAAUUAUUAUUUUUCACAAUGUUCAUUAUAUCCCAAUAAUACAUAUUUAUGCAGUAUUAUCCAAUUGAAGAAUUUCUCAAACUUUACUUCCAUAUUUAACAUUAGAAAUUUUGAGCAUGUGAUUCAUUGACUGAAUCUAGUGACAAACUUUAGACUUUUUUUAAUAUGAAACAAAAAUAUGUUUCCAUAUUUGAUUUAUUUGGUAUGUAUUUAAUUUAUGCAUUUUGUUAGAUAACCAUAUCUGCUAUGCAUCUCUUUAACAAUGUCAAACACCGGAAGUGUUUGCAUUUAUCUGGCUUGAACCGGUUUAAUUUUUCUGAAACUCCUCAGAAUUGGUGCUAACAUUGAACAAGGUAUAAAAUGACUUUUCUCCAUAUGUUAACCCUUACUACACACUGGAGAACAUUAGAAUGUAGAUAAAAUCUGCAGAUGUAUUUGUGAAUUCUAAAUAAGCAGUAACAUGAUAGAAGAAUGGAAUUUUGUUUUUGUACAUAGGCAUAUUUUUAUUCUGAAUGAAUAGGUGCCUAAUUCAAUACCAAGAUCUGUGUCCAAAUAAAGAGCCACCUGCGAAAGUAGAUGUUAAUUUUUUUUUAAUGCAAAAAGCAAUAAAAUUUAAUGGAGCCUUCUUGUGGUUUCAGUAAGCCUUAAAAUUAUCAGGGUCACUCCUUCACUUUAAUACUGGCUGUUUUGACUGACACAUCAAGAUCUGGUACUAAUCAUCUAAAUUAAAAUAGCAGCCAUAAGAUUUGGUACAAAUGGACAUUAAAUUUACACUACACUUUAAUGUCAGUUUGAAGAGGGUUUCCUGAUGCUGAAUUUGUAAUGUAGAUCUAAUUGGAGCGUACUCUGAUUCCAGGGAAAAAUGGCAGGAGAUUCCCUGCAAGCUUACAUGUGUGACCAACAUGGUGUUAAAAGGGUUUUGGAAGAGUGCCCAUGCGAUCUGUUAGGCAUCCUGAACAUUUUUAAGCCUAUUUUAAAAUAAUUUGAAUGUUUAGAGAACAUGGAAACUGUUACAGCUCUCUAUCUAAAUAUUUAAAAUGCAAGUUCCAGUUAAAAGCAUCUCUGCACAUAUUUCAAAGUGCAGAACCAGAAUGUUUUCUAGUGCAGAAGAAUCGAAGUUUCAGUGUUUUCUGGCUGGAACCCAGAAUUGCAAUUUUUGGCAUGAGACCGAUUAUUAUUGUAGAUGUAUCGUUCAUGUAAUGUAAUUAAAAAUCUCACUUCUAGUACCCAAUCUUUAAAAUUAACCUUAGCAAGAGGUAUUGUUUACCUUUUGGUUUUCUGUUGAAGGGAGAAAGAUGUUCUAACUGCAUUAUAGUCACAGUAGAAAGGGGAUUUGUAUCUUUGUAUAAGAUGUGUGAAAAAUUGGAUACAACACUUGAAAGCAUUUUAAAAUGCUCUUGAAAUGUUGAUUAUUUUGAAGAUACUUAUUCCACAUUUAAUACUUAAGGGCUAUUUAUAUGGUAUUGAUGUACUGACAAAUUGAGAAUUAACUGCUUUUCUUCUGUUCACAUUUGAAAUAUUAUUUGUCAUUGUAUUGGAUUUUCCACAAAAUGAAUUUUUAAUUGUUUUUAAAACACGGUAGCAAGACUAAUUUUUCUGACCUCCAGAGCUAUCGUACAAGUGUUUAGGUUAAUAUGUGAUGCUGUAUUCACCCAUUUCCUAAUAGCCAGAUAUUGAUACCUGUGUGCCUUGAUGAUGAUUUUCUGUUUUAUUCAUUGUUUAUUCCACGUGAUUCUGAGUGCGCAGGAAGAAUUGUCUUAAGUACUAAAAUUGCAGUAACUCUGAAGGCUGUCUGAUAUGAAACUUACAAUGCAGCCUAAAUAUUAAUGUUGUUGCAUUUGAGGUGGGAAAUUCUUCAGUUUUGCAGCAUAGCUGUUUAGAACUACUAUAGAAUUAGGAAUAGGUCAUUUUGUUUUUGUAAUUGUAAUUCCACUGUAAUUAUUGAACUGUGCUCCACAUCCCUUGGUACCUUGCCGAACAAAAAUUGAUCAGUCUUGAUCUUGAAAAUGUUUACAGACACAGCAUUCACAGCCUUUUGCAAGAGAAUAUUCCAACUUCUGGUAAACUUUAUAUAAAGAUGCUCCAUGAUUUUAUUAUAAAAUGACUUUGCUCUCAUUUUAGGAUUACACAUGUUCCACAAAUCAUCCCUUUUCAGGAUUGCCCAGCCAGAGGAAAUAAUUUCCUUGUAAUUACCAGAAUAAAUUUGAUAUUUUCAAGAUCCUAGUUGGAUAACAGUCAACCCCCUUUACCCGAGGAAUGCAAGUUUAUUCACCCUCUCAUCAUAAUUUAACUUUUUAAAACUCUGUUGUAAUAUUGGUAAAAAAAAAUUCUAUCCCAUCCAAAACCAAACUCUGGAGAUGGAAAAAAGCAAGGACAGGGACAUAAGAAUCCUGCCAUCCACAUUCUAGCAUUGAUAAGAAGCACAGCAACAGAUUUUCCUCUUGGUUGAGCAUGUGCCAGGAAAAGAAAAGAAGGUAGUUGAUGAAGUAAUUACUUUAAAACAUCUUACAUGGUUAAAAUUCUGAUAAUCAUUCAGACUUAGUUAUGCUUUUGCUUUAACUUUGUACAAAUGACUGUAUUAUUGACACCAUCAGUUCAUUUGCAAUGAGUUCAGCCUUCCAGUUUGGAAAAUUAUUUCAUGAGCCAUAAAAUGUUCUGUUUGAAUGGAAAUAACAAGAUUUUUAGGCACCAGAAUACAACUCAAAAUAUUUGCAAAAUGCACAUAUUCCUUUCGUAAUGUCACAGAGUGUCUUGCUAUAAACCCCUCUUUUCCACAGCCCACUAGGAGAGCAGUUGUUCUGUAUUUCCUUGUUCCUUUCAAAUUCCUCACCAGUCUUUAAGCAGCAGUGUGAAAAAUUUACGGUAUAACUUACAAGUUGUACAAAAAUGUUACAGCAAUGUUAUUUGCAAUAAAUUGCAGCACUUGGCUAUAUAAAUCUGCUGUCGAUGCUGUAAGAAACACAUUGAGCCACAUCUUAUAGGGGCCUGAACAACACGACUGGUGUGAAAUGUGACAGAAUUACAUAAGUAGUCGAGAGAGGCCCAUCUUGACAUAGUUGAAAAAUGGAGCGAGUUGCUUCCCAAGUUCUGGGUGUCAAGGCAAGAUACUCACUAGGCAACAGUGAGUUGCACAUUAAGGGGAGCUAUUGUUUGGUCAUGACCUUAUUAAUAGCAGAUCUCAUCUCAUUUCAUUAAUAUACAGCUCCCUAUCCUGCCAUGCUGUGAGUAAACGAGAUGCCAAGAAUUUUCGUCUUGGAAGUCAGAGAAAGUUAGCAGUACUUCCAUCAGGUCAAAGAAGAUAGCAGGCAAUUCACCACCUGUCUUGACCUAUUCUACAAUGAGGUGUUUUCCUCUUGGAAUGAGAGAGAGAAACAGGUAUUCAGACAGAUGAAAAUGGGUGGCAUAGCUGUUAAUGCUGAUCAGGUGUGGUGAUGUCCUGAGUGACUAAGAACCACAAGGGCAUCCAGGAAUAGUGCUGUCAGGUGUUCAGGUAGGUGAGAACAACUAAGGGAAGAUGAUGAUGGCAGUAAAGUGGUAGAGUCUGAGCAUUAUUGGAAAGUAGGUACAGUUAGCAGAGAUUGUGAAGUAUCAGAGAAGAUGGUGGCACUUAAGCUGGCAGAUGGAGAAGGUCAUUAAACCUUAUUUCUACAGUGCUGGCCAUUCCUCCACAAGGCUGAGACUGCACUGAUUUCGGUGGUAAGCUCUGACAAGGAUGGCAUGGUCUGCUGUUAUGACCUUUGCUGGUCCUGGGUGAGAAGGACAUCCUGAAUCUGCAUCAUCCCAUCCACUGUGACCUUCAAAUCCUACCUGGAAAUCAGGGUACCUAUUUUCUCUUGUCUACAGUGUUGAGGGCUAAUAUCAGAAAAUCAUGCAGGGAAGCUUCAGUAAGACAGUGGCAAAAACACCCUUUUAAAGAUGGCAUUGGUGCCAGAGAUGUCAGUCAAUUCUAGGAUUUCCCGAUAGUGGCAAAUUGUUCCAGGAAUGGGAAAUAGCAAAAUGAGGCUAGAAUUGGGAGAAAGGGGCACUUGAGGCAAAUUCAGUGAUAUACAGCAAGAAAACACCCACACUAAGCCUUGCAACAAUAAACCCUCUGUAAAACUCAGCAAAAAUGGCACUUUGCCAAAAGAAAGUAAAAAGCUCAUUAUCUUCUGCAUAAUUUCUUCAUUACUCACACCAACCGUAAGUUAAGACAGGGAAGACAAUGCUGAUAAUAAAGAAAACACAUUGUGUAAAUAUUAUCGAUAUCAUAGCUCUAAGGCAGCGUUGUAUUUAAAAUUGUUUGUAAAUUCAUACCUGGUACCUAUUGUAUCCUCAUUACUGUAUACUCAGUAACUUCUACUUCCCAGAAUGAUGCUAUCAUUGCUACCUAUUUUACAUUGUACGGGACUCAGUUGUGCUAGUGCUUGAGUAGAAGAAAUCCCUUUUAGCUUAUGUUAGCUUUAUGAUUCACUGCAAUAGCCAGCUUGGUAUAUUAGAAAAUAUAUUUUGCAAGUUGUGUGCACUUUUUUAAUAUAGAAUAUCACUUCAAAAAAUGUUUGAAAACUAUGGAAUCAUAGAGUCAAAGAGUCAUGUACAGCAUGGAAACAGACCCUUUGGUCCA
Molecule: messenger RNA, 9855 nt
Organism: Chiloscyllium plagiosum (whitespotted bambooshark)
Lineage: Eukaryota; Metazoa; Chordata; Chondrichthyes; Orectolobiformes; Hemiscylliidae
Product: dihydropyrimidinase-related protein 5
Cellular component (GO): cytoplasm; cytosol
Molecular function (GO): hydrolase activity, acting on carbon-nitrogen (but not peptide) bonds, in cyclic amides
Source: RefSeq, a predicted model, not a curated record